Molecule: messenger RNA, 2558 nt
Organism: Cucurbitaria berberidis CBS 394.84
Lineage: Eukaryota; Fungi; Ascomycota; Dothideomycetes; Pleosporales; Cucurbitariaceae
Product: Pkinase-domain-containing protein
Exons: 6
Coding region: 181-2184 (667 amino acids)
Biological process (GO): mitotic DNA damage checkpoint signaling; protein phosphorylation
Cellular component (GO): nucleus
Molecular function (GO): protein serine/threonine kinase activity; protein binding; ATP binding
Source: RefSeq, a predicted model, not a curated record
CCUUGGCUGCCUGGAACCUCAAGGCAGCCUCAACUUUCGAGUCUAGCGUCCAGACUCUCCCGCUUCGUUACACGCCUCUGUGCUUUACAUCCCUAUGCUGUUGACUGCCACCAUUCCCUAACACGCGGCAGCACUGAUCUUCCUCCGCCUCGACCGCAUAGCAAAUCAUUCAUUGACAAGAUGCCGGCGCAAACCGAGAAAAGCCAGCUCAAGCGAGGCCGCCAAUCUCAAGGAGAGCAAGUCGAACCUAAGAAAGCCCGCCACUCCCGCCUGUCGCCAAACCCCCAGAGCCGUCUCAAGCAAGGUCCGCUGCCUUCGCCCGUAACUAACAAGGAGUCCACGGUAUCGGAUGACUACAAAGAGGGCACCGCCACCCCUCCAGACACACGACCUAGUCAGGCAAUAGGCUCCCAGGCAAAGCGUAUCGCCAACGGCCUAUCCUCGCCCCCCUCAGACACACAGCCAUUCACCCAGUUUUCAUACCCGUCAGAGACCCGAACAUAUGCCGUUGACGAUGAAGAGGGCCAGGAGGUAUGGGGUUAUCUAGUACCUAUGGACGAUCCUGCGGGGGAUGUCCUUGUUUUGAAACGUCGAGAGGCCUGUCCAGUCCCUGCGGAUCUGGUGGGUAGGACAACCGGAAAAGAAAAAGUAUCCAAAGGCGAAUACAAGGACCAGGAAGAGGGCUACGAAAAUAAGAAGGAGAACCAUGGUGUUGUAGCCGGUGGCUAUCUCAUCGGCCGUCAUCGAGAGUGCGAUCGCAUCUUGGACUCCCCAACCGUCUCAAACCGACACUGCCUUUUGUUUACGGAGAAGAAGGGCGGAGACGUUACCGCCGUACUUGAAGAUCUGUCGGGUAACGGAACAUUCGUUAACGAUGCCUUUGUCGGACGGAACAAGCGCCGUGAACUACAAGAGGGCGAUGAGAUUGCCAUCCUUGACCAAGCCCGCUUCGUCUUCAGGUAUGCGCUCAGGCGGAAUACACACAGGUUUCGCCAGCAGUACACAAUACAGGAGCAAUUGGGCAAGGGCCACUUCGCUUCGGUGUAUCUGUGUAUCGAGAAGACAACUGGGCUACGCUACGCGGUCAAGAAGUUCGAAAAGCGCUCGGGACCCGGGGAGAAGUCAAAGAUCGAUGGUCUGCAGCAAGAAAUUGCUGUCCUCAUGGGGGUUAAUCACCCAACUUUGCUUUGCCUCAAGGACACAUUCAACGAAGACGACGGUACCUAUCUUGUCCUUGAGUUAGCAGCCGAGGGCGAGCUAUUCAACUGGAUCGUCAUGAAACAGAAAUUGACUGAAGCGGAGGCGCGCAAAGUCUUCGUACAGUUGUUUCAGGGUGUGAAAUAUCUGCACGAACGUAACAUUGUCCAUCGCGACAUCAAACCAGAGAAUAUCCUGCUUACCGACAAGAACCUAUCCGUCAAGUUAGCUGACUUUGGGCUUGCGAAGAUCAUUGGCGAGGAGUCUUUCACUACUACCCUAUGCGGCACGCCAUCAUAUGUCGCACCCGAAAUACUCGAAAACUCUAACCAUCGCCGCUACACACGUGCAGUCGAUGUUUGGUCACUAGGCGUGGUGUUGUACAUCUGCCUGUGUGGCUUUCCUCCAUUCUCAGACGAACUCUACAGCAGUGAGAAUCCUUACACGCUAUCGCAACAGAUCAAGAUGGGCCGGUUCGACUACCCGUCGCCGUACUGGGACUCUGUUGGCGAUUCUGCGCUCGAUUUGAUUGACCGCAUGCUUACCGUGGAUGUCGAGUCAAGGAUCAGCAUUGAUGAAUGCUUAGAGCAUCCUUGGACGACACUGGCCACCAUCAACGUCAAUGACAGCACAGAUGGGCUGACAGGCGCAAUCUCCAAACUCGACUUUUCGAAGCGCAAGAUUCAACGAGAACGAACUAUGCUCAGUAGCAUCAACGAUGUGAGAGUGUCUCGCGUGAUUCAAGGCGGCGCUGGGCAGGAGGCAGUCAGGGUGUACGAGAAGAACGGACUCCAGAAUGGCACAAAGAUGAACAAGGCCGGCGUCAAGGAAGCGCAACCCGAUGAAAAGCGACACCCCAACGAGUUCAUCGAGAUGGGCGGCAAGGGCGACCAGACACUGUACUCGGAACAAGAAGACGGCUCUCGGUACGCAACUGACCAAAGUCUUGCGUCAUUGCAGAGCAGAGGGAUGGUUGAGAAGGAGUAGGGGUGGGUCUAGUCUCGUCUUUUGAGCUGCGCGUCCGGCGUACUCUGGGUGUUUUGGUUGGCUGGCGUUCCAUCGUGUCGGCCAGUAUAGGCACUGUAAAAUAAUCAUGGGUAUCAAUUGACAUUGGGCAAGCGUGUGUUGUGCUGUGAGGGCCAAUCUGGGGAGCACACGGUACGCUUUGUCAAAGAAUCUCUAGCUUGUAGCAACUUUCCAUGGUCUCUUUGGGGAAAUUGAUGAGCUGAUGUCUUGUCGGCCAAUAGGGGGAGGCUCUGUACGAUGGCGAUGGCGUGUCUGCAGAGGCUGAGGGGAGUUUGAUUAAGCGUCAGUUGUAUUACGUCGGCCGUUAGUGGUGCGAUGCUCUCCUUUGACGGGUG